Messenger RNA from Rhea pennata, 945 nucleotides. Its product is annotated as olfactory receptor 14A16-like. NCBI's taxonomy places the organism in Eukaryota, Metazoa, Chordata, Aves, Rheiformes, Rheidae. Gene Ontology annotation, molecular function: odorant binding; G protein-coupled receptor activity; olfactory receptor activity. Gene Ontology annotation, biological process: G protein-coupled receptor signaling pathway. The transcript has 2 exons. Bases 1 to 945 code for a protein of 314 amino acids. The record is from RefSeq and is a predicted model, not a curated record. Gene Ontology annotation, cellular component: membrane.
AUGUCCAACAGCAGCUUUCUCAAUGAAGUCUUUCUCCUGGCAUUCACGGACACACGGGAGCUGCAGCUCUUGCACUUCUCCCUCUUCCUUGGCAUCUACCUGGCUGCUCUCCUGGGCAACAGCCUCAUCAUCACAGCUGUAGCCUGUGACAACCAUCUCCACACCCCCAUGUACUUCUUCCUCCUCAACCUCUCCCUCCUCGACCUUGGCUCCAUCUCCACCGCUGUCCCCAAAUCUAUGUCCAAUUCUCUGUGGGAUAUCAGGUCCAUUUCCUACUCGGGAUGUGCUGCACAGCUCUUUUUCAUUGUCUUUUUCAUUUUGGCUGAGUAUUCCCUUCUCACUGUCAUGGCCUAUGACCGCUAUGUUGCCAUCUGCAGACCCCUGCACUAUGGGACCCUCAUGGGCAGCAAGGCCUGUGUCAGAAUGGCAGCAGCUGCCUGGGCCAGUGGCUUUCUCAGUGCUGUGCUGCACACUGCUAAUACAUUUUCAGUAGCAUUCUGCCAAGGGAACACAGUAGACCAGUUCUUCUGUGAGAUUCCCCAGAUCCUCAAGCUCUCCUGCACAGACUCCUACCUCAGGGUGGUCUGGGCACUUGUGGUUACUGCCUGUUUAAUCUUUGGCUGCUUUGUUUUCAUUGUGCUGUCCUAUGUGCAGAUCUUCUCUGCUGUGCUGAGGAUCCCCUCUGAGCAGGGCCAGCACAAAGCCUUCUCCAUGUGCCUCCCUCACCUGGCCGUGGUCUCCCUGUUUUUCAGCACUGUAGUAUUUGCUGCCCUGAAGCCUCAGUCCCUCUCCUCCUCAACUCUGGAUCUGGUGGUGGCUGUUCUGUACUCAGUGGUGCCUCCAACAGUGAACCCCCUCAUCUACAGCUUGAGGAACAAGGAGCUCAAAGAUGCACUAAAGAAAUUGAUCCAUUCAGGAUUCUACAUGGAGGAAGGAAGGCAAUAA